GGUAACACCAGUCUGAAUAUGAACCACUAUGCCACUAAGAAGACGGUGGCAGGGAGCAUGUUAGACGUGGCCCUGCUGAUGGCCAACGCUGCCCAGCUGAAGGCCGUCCUGGAGCAGGGGCCAGACUUCAGGUACUACGUCACCGUCCUGGUCCUCAUCGGGUCGUCGCUGCUGUUCCAGGUGCUGGCUGGGGUACUGUUUGUCGCCAUGGCACGUAAGGACCUGAACAACGUGGCCAACCAGAGGAAGCUGGACAUCAUGAACAACGUGGCCACCGGCCUCGUCUUCAUCACCGCCAUCAUCAACAUCUUCAUCACCGCAUUUGGAGUGCAGA
Molecule: messenger RNA, 334 nt
Organism: Oncorhynchus masou masou (cherry salmon)
Lineage: Eukaryota; Metazoa; Chordata; Actinopteri; Salmoniformes; Salmonidae
Gene: ninj2
Product: ninjurin 2
Exons: 3
Biological process (GO): tissue regeneration; cell adhesion
Cellular component (GO): membrane
Source: RefSeq, a predicted model, not a curated record